Molecule: messenger RNA, 1345 nt
Organism: Aphis gossypii (cotton aphid)
Lineage: Eukaryota; Metazoa; Arthropoda; Insecta; Hemiptera; Aphididae
Exons: 3
Coding region: 154-1083 (309 amino acids)
Molecular function (GO): structural molecule activity
Source: RefSeq, a predicted model, not a curated record
CCUGGUACUGCUAGCGCCACUGCUUCUGACAGCGAUACGGGAAAUCCCAGUCCUGAAAAUGCUGUAUUACCUAGACCCAAUCACAUUACAACAGCCUAUACUAUGGUAUUCAAAAAAUGUCAUUCAUUUAUAUCAUACGGAUUGGCUUGAAAAAUGUUGGACUUAUCUACUACAGUAAAAGGAUUGCACGUGGUAACAACUUCGUUGAAUCACAUACCGGUCGAAUAUCCGUUUUUGUAUUUAUCGCCCAGCGAAUACAGGUUAGUGAGUACUACACCGGGUUCAUUGUGUAGAGAUGUGUUGUUCGCGAACGAACGGAUCGCAUUGAACGGGUCAAAGAAUCACACGAACGGGUCUUUUGGAAGAUCCGAUCCGAAUGAACCGGAUCGUUUAAUUGACCCGUUUUGCACACCUCUAUCAUUGUGUAAACAUGUAAAAGUAAAUGUCGUAAUGCGUAAUCCGCGAACGGCCUUCGAGACCAAUGCAACUACGUCUAGUUUGGCUACACUGAAUCAAAAUAAAUUUGCCGUUGUCGCACAUAAUUUAACGAACAUUACUCGUGGUGUGAAUUACAAAUACGGUUUUGGAACUACCAAUGCGAUGAAUCCAACAUCGUGUUCCGAUGACAAUGCUAAAUAUCAAGAAGAACUAUACAAGCAAUAUACGGUUAAAAAAAACCGAAGAGCUGGAUUCACACAGAUACAAAUCAAUAAAAAUACGGAAAAAGUGAACGAUACGGAAACCGAAGAACUUCGAGAUGAUUCGUACACAAAAUUAUUUAACAGCAAACGCUAUUUUAAGCCUUUGGAAUGCGGUCAAUACAUAUGGCGUCACGGUGAUGACAGCGCUGUAGAAAAACAACCAUCGUUGCACGUAGGCGUGUAUCCCGUACACAAAUUGACUACUACUAGUCAAGCGAUAAAACCUAGCAGUUUCACUGACAUUGAAGUCGUAUUUGAGGUGGAGAUGUGCAAAACGGGUCAAUUAAACGAUCCGGUUCAUUCGGAUCGGAUCUUCCAAAAGACCCGUUCGUGUGAUUCGUUCAAUAGUAUUCGUUCGUUUUUUCAGCAGUGGCAAGUCUAGGGUGGGGGUGCAUAGGAACCAUAGUUGAUAUUAAACAUAUGGAUACGGCAUAACAUUAUCUAUGUCAUUAUCUAUAUCCGUGAUCUUAUCAUUGUUGGUUUGAACUUUCUAAAUCUAAAAUUUCGCAAAUAUUAUUCCUUAAUCAUAAUAUGUAAAACUGUAUUGUAUUAUUGACUUUUUAUUACUUAUAUCUAUUGACUUUUGCAUACUCUAAAUAUAAUGCAUAACUAAUAUUGUGUAAUCAUUGUGUAAAAAUGUAUUG